Scylla paramamosain (green mud crab) is the source of this 1819-nucleotide messenger RNA. Its product is annotated as tripartite motif containing 13-like. The transcript has 4 exons. Gene Ontology annotation, biological process: protein ubiquitination. Bases 854 to 1804 code for a protein of 316 amino acids. The record is from RefSeq and is a predicted model, not a curated record. Gene Ontology annotation, molecular function: ubiquitin protein ligase activity. NCBI's taxonomy places the organism in Eukaryota, Metazoa, Arthropoda, Malacostraca, Decapoda, Portunidae.
GCGGAAUAAAAGUAAUGUUUGUGUUGUUCACGUUGAUGGUCGGUCAGUUCAGCAGUGACAUGAAAGUCAGCUGCCAGACAAGGCGGGAGUUGCUUCGGGUAUCAGUGUGGCAGCUUUUCCCCGACAUGAGAGGCGAUGGAAGUUAUCAGAUACUGCGAUUCUUCCAGUGGCCACCUCCCCAACUCCCCGCCGCCACAGGUGUGAUACGAGUAGUAAUCUUAUCACUCUUGUCUUAACUCACCUGUGGACUGUUGGCGGUGGCGUGAGCACGUAGUACCUCUGGCGGCAUCAUCUGGCGGCGCUGGUGACGCGGAGAAACAUAGGUGUUGAAGUUGCUUCUCAUCUGCCCCUGCUGCCCCUCUCAUCGCAUCAUAAUCUCUCAAUACUAAUUCCUUUGGCUCUUCUUUAAAGCGUCUAUCCUCGUGAGUGAGCCACAUGAAGCACACGUCGGCAUCACCACCCUUGGCUUGACACGCUCCCACAACAACAAGGAGCAAGGAGGCGUGUGACCAGCGUUGUGGCAGCAACACAGAGGCAGGCAACCUGAAGGAAGGCCAGCAACACAGAGGCAGGCAGCCAAAAGUAAGGCCAGCAACACAGAGGCAGGCAGCCUGAAGGAAGGCCAGCAACACAGAGGCAGGCAGCCUGAAGGAAGGCCAGCAACACAGAGGCAGGCAGCCUGAAGGAAGGCCAGCAACACAGAGGCAGGCAGCCUGAAGGAAGGCCAGCAACACAGAGGCAGGCAGCCUGAAGGAAGGCCAGCAACACAGAGGCAGGCAGCCUGAAGGAAGGCCAGCAACACAGAGGCAGGCAGCCUGAAGGAAGGCCAGCAACACAGAAGGCAGUUUGAGCCAUGGAUGACAACGUGGAGGAGUGUCCAGUGUGCCUCACCACCUUUGACGACACCCUCAGGCGGCCACGCAACCUGCCCUGUGGCCAUACAGUGUGCUCGCCGUGCAUUGACGGACUGAAGCAGCAGGGUGCCGUCACGUGCCCCACCUGCCGGGUGAGUCACGCCGUGCCCGAGGCGGGCCAGUUCCCCAUCUCCUAUAUUACGGAGGGCCUUAUCAGGAGACUGAGAAGACUGGCCUCUCUGCCAGCCGAGCCAGGGAAGCAGGCAGCCCCACCAGUGACACGGCCUGCACCAAAGGCGACAACGGGACUCAGCAGGAAGGCACAGUCCCUGCUGCAGGAGCAAGAGGUGAAGGUCCUGGCUGCCAUCCGCUCCUGCCAGGAGGAGCAGAGCCAGCUGGCCGAGUACCUGACAACCCUCGGUGGCUGGAGCAGUCGCCAGCAGCGGCUGCAAGACGAGCUGCAGACGCUGGUGGACCAGAGCAAGAGUGCCCGGGAAGCGGUGCACCGCGAGGAGUCCCGGGUAGAGGGCAGGCAGGAGGAGGUGCGGCAGAAGGAGCAGCAACUGCACGCCGCGCUACAGUCGCUGCGCACGGCCGCAACACGGCAGGAAGCUUACGAGGUCAUUGAGGACACAGACCUUCUGGUGGAGAAGGACAGUCAGACAGAGGGGUGUCUGGGAGUGUUUCCCGACGUCCACGCCGUCACCACCGUCACCAAGGUGGCACAGGCAUCGCGCGCAGCCCUGCAGGCUGCCAUCGCUGCCGCUGCUGCCACACAGGCAGCCCUGGAGGCAGUGGGCACUGCUGCUGCAGCCUCGGGGGACUCCAGCCUCCCAGCAGCCUUGGCCGAGGCCUCCUCCAUCGCGGAUAGGCUGCAGGCCCUACUGGCGCCGCCCCUGACGGUGAGUGUGGCAUGCCCCAAGUGUCACUGCUGCCCGGCGCUGCUCUAGCUGUGCGGCUCACGG